This is a messenger RNA of Paramuricea clavata, 3181 nucleotides long. NCBI's taxonomy places the organism in Eukaryota, Metazoa, Cnidaria, Anthozoa, Malacalcyonacea, Plexauridae. The record is from the annotation of a GenBank genome assembly.
AUGGUGAUUUGGCACGUAUUUGAUGAACUUUGUGAUGAAAUGAAGAAGUACAAUAUUGACAAAAAAACACCAUUUCGAUAUCGUAGAGGAGGUAGGACGCUGAAGUGUUUUAGAAUGAAGAAUAUCUGCAUGCAAUAAUUGGUUUAGUCAAAUCACUGAAAACAAUGAAUGCACGGAAGAAUCUGGAAAAAAGAAUGCCAGCCCGAUCGGAACCGGAACUGAGUUUAUUUAGGGGUUUAUGAUUAUAUAUGUUAGUUUGUCGACAGCCAACCUUAGAAAGUAAUUAUAUGUCUAUGGUGGUACUGUAUGUCUAUGCAAUUUUAAUAAUGCGAUCAAUUAAAAUAUUUGGGCGAUAUUCGUCUGCAGUAAAUCAAUAAAAUUUAUAUUCUCUUUCCUAAUGAAGAUAGAAUUACGGUUCCGGUCACGUUUUUUCUUUUUCAUCUGUUUCAGUCGGAACCAUAAGAUAUUAGAGUUCCGUUGCCAAGCCCUACUUAAGCCAUUGCAAUCGAGACAGUGCGGGUGCUUAGCCUAACCCGCUUGCACUUUGGCGAGUGAGUUGCUCCGCAAUUAUAACUUCCUUCGGCAAAACGAACACUGUUCACUGUUCAGCAUGAAGUCAAGCUCUGAAACCAGCUUAGGAAUUCAGAUAAAAACUAAAUUGUUUUCCUGCCAUGACUCUUAUAUGAUAUAGUGAAAAGUUACUUGCGAAGACAAGCCGUUGAAAUGACAGCGCAUUCGCCAAAUGUUCAUUGGGUUUGGAACGUAGAAGCUGUAGAUAUUGAUGAUCCCACCGGAGAAAUACGAAGACUCAAAAAACAGGUUAAAAAGUCUUGUUAUUAAUUCGUAGGCAUCUUUCAAAAAAUUAGAAGGCACUCAAUAGCCGCCACCAAAAAUUAAAUAUUUACCACAGAUUAUAAAUAAAAUUUCAGUUCAUUCUUUUCUGUAUGGGACAUCACCAAACCAUGGGAACGGGUUUUGUGAUUGGUUGAUUGUAAAAAUGACAAUAAAAUAAAAAAGGAAAAUUCUAAAGAACGAGUCACAUGUCUUGGUAAAAACUGUUAGUCAAAGCCUCUCAAAGAAUAGGUAGCUUAAAAACAUAUACUCGGAUCGACCUGACUCUACAUGGUGUAUAAAAGAAAAACUGCACAGUUCGAAAUUGUCCGCUACAUUAAACUGCAAGUUCCCCCAAAUUUGUGAAAAUUUUAUGCAAGCAAGGGUAGUUUAGGGUCUGCUUAUUUCGAAAAGUAAAUGUUCGACUGCGGGAUGGUUGUUUUCAAAACUGGUUUGCGCAAAAAAAUGGAAGGCUUAAAACGCAAUCUGAAUUCAAAUUGGGAAGGUGUUAUAUGGAUUAUCAAAGUAUCAGCCAAUUUCAUAUUUCUGCCAUAGUAUAUAUAGCCUUUCACGCAUACUUUUUUAACUUUUUGUAAAGAGCAUGUAAGAAAUCAAUCAUGCAUAAACCAAAUCAUGCAAAAAAUCGGUCAUGCGUGUUGCAAAUUGUGCGUGAAAUGCUACUACGGCAAAAAUGUCCAAGUUUUGUUGUCUGGUACUUUGAAAGUUUAUAGCUAAAACACCCUCCACAUUUGCACCCUACAAUUCAAAUUGCGUUUUAAGCCUUCCAUUUUUGUGCGCAAGCCACUUUUGAAGUGGUUGUUAACGGACAUUUUCGAACUCUGCAGUUUUUAGAUACAUUCUGCAUGUAGCCAAUUUUUCCAACAUUUCUUCUUAGUUUAUUGGUAAUACAGUAAAUUUAGGAAUCUCGAGUCAGCUAUGUGCAAGCUAAUUUCAAUACAACAAUAACUUGUCUCUUUAUGACGAUACGAAAAUUUGUGACAUGAGCAGACUUUGACUGCACAUUUGUGCAUUUUGUCAUUCACGUAGUGCUACACAAUGUUGGUUACUUACCAAGACGAUAUUCGAAGAUGGUUCUACACAUCUCAAAAUAGUAAUCCUCUAAAGUGGAUUUGUGCUAAUAAAGUAUUGACACGGCGAGAUUCACAAGGUAAGCAAUAAUACGAGGGGUUUCUAUGAUGUUCUCAUCGCCACUAUGUUAAUUGAACAAUAUUAUUUAUGACGUUCCGGCGUUGCGUGAGUCACGUGAGGGAUCCUCUAAGCGAACGAAGCACUUGAGGCAUCGUUGAGAGGUAAUAUGCUGUUUUGGUCAUACAUUUUCCCUCAGUAAAAUACUAUUGUUUAGUAAAAUAAAUCAAUUCUUCUUGAAUAAUUGCUUAACUAUUUAGAUUUAUGUUAUCUGAAGCACUCAUGCAUAUAUAUCACAUAAAAUGUCUUGUCAUGCAUAAUCAUGCAGUCGUGUUUAUACCUCCAUGCACAUUCAGAUACAAUAAAGAGACGGUAAAGGUAUAAGAGUGGCUGUUGGAAAAAUAGCUACAUCUAAAUACUUCUUAAAUUGUUAUUUUGAUUUUUUUUAUAUAAAAAACACCCACAAAUUGAAAGUAAGUGGUUGUAUAUACCUCACACAACAUGGACACAAAUGCGAUAUAUAUAGAGCUUGCGAUUCGCCUUGAUAAAAACGUCGCAUUUUUUAUUAUUAAUCAUGAAUACAUAAAUGAAAUAAAUCCAGCCUACGGUAUUGGCAGAUACACAACCUUGGCCUAAUUCUCGAUAUCAGGAUUUUUGGGCAUCUACAUCUGAUAUAACUAUAAUUUGUAGAAGAAUUUUGUAGAUGCAUGGAAAUUGCAAAUGUAACAAAAGUACCCUUCUCCAAAUUUGUUAUAUCGGUGUAGAUGCCCAAAAUUCCUGAUAUUUAUCAAUACACCUUACAUGUACAUUGGCCUUAAUUACAUACAUGAACUUGUGGUUAGAGCUUGACGAUUGGCCUUUCACCUUUGUAGCUCAGUUGGUUAGAUCGCUGCACAGUGAAUAGUUGCAUUUUUCGUAACCGCUCCUGGUUAGGUAUAAUAAAUAUAUAAAUUUCACAGUCGCAAAUUCCAUCUGCUAAUUCUCGAUAUCGUACUCAAUCUCAUCCAAUAAUUAUACAUUGCUGAUUUCUAGUUGGUAUUUUUGCGCAAUUCUUCACUGAUAUCAACACUUAUUUGUGAUGAUUAUUUAAGGUUGUUUAUGGAUUAAAGACAAAUAUAUGGAAGAACUUGUGAAACAUGACGAAACUACGGCGAGAGAAGAAACAAGUGAGUCAAGCCACAAAGAAAAACAUUACGAAUUGUAG